Messenger RNA from Desarmillaria tabescens, 2845 nucleotides. RefSeq lists its product as uncharacterized. Gene Ontology annotation, biological process: protein insertion into mitochondrial inner membrane from matrix; mitochondrial respiratory chain complex III assembly. The coding region runs from base 312 to 2513 and encodes 733 amino acids. NCBI's taxonomy places the organism in Eukaryota, Fungi, Basidiomycota, Agaricomycetes, Agaricales, Physalacriaceae. The transcript is spliced from 6 exons. Gene Ontology annotation, cellular component: mitochondrial inner membrane. Gene Ontology annotation, molecular function: ATP binding; ATP hydrolysis activity. The record is from RefSeq and is a predicted model, not a curated record.
GGAAAGCAGCAAAAUAAAAGUUAAGAUCAUCAGCCGGGGUGGCGCUGCUGCAUUCAGACUCCGCGAACACGUUUUCAAUUUCAGGCUUGACGCCCUGCUGACGCGUCCUGACCUCGAAAGGAGCUGUUCGGAUCCGAACCCACAGUCAUCAUCGACUCAGCCUCCAAUUUGUUUUUCACCCUCAGCCUCUCUUAAUUACCGACUAUCACUUCACCUUCCAGCUUUCAACCUGUGCUACCCACCGCCCCCUUCCUACUUCGCCACAUUGGAUCACCAAAUCCAAGUCCCUUUCUUCCUUGCUUUCCACUUCCAUGGACGCUCUCAAAUCACUUGUUCAGCCUCUCGUAGGCGGCGCCGCCGGGUCGUCGGUCAUUGACGGUAUGAAGCUUGUUGUCCUGGGGGGAACAGUCGAGACCGCUAGACGGGUGUCGAGUUCCGCUUGGUCACAUUUUGUCAACUCCUUCUUCCUUACGGCACACUUCUCGGAAGAAGACUAUCCCUACGACUGGUUAAUGCUCUGGCUCUCACGACAGCCAGAAUGGCAGCGGUCAAGGGAGUUCGAGACUACCACACGAUCUUCCUCCGGUUUUGCACGGACCGCUGAUAACUCUUUCGGCGACGACGAAGACGACGAAGAAGAAGACGACGAACCUGGAAGAGUCAAGACACGGGUCGUAUUCCAGCCGACUUUUGACACAACACAUACCAUAUUUUAUAGGGGUCAUUGGUUGCGCAUCAAGAGAGGCAGGAAGAAUGAUGGUAGCGGAUGCGAAGUCUUGUCCAUCAGUGUUGUCGCCCGCAAUAAUUCCAUCCUCAAGCAGUUAGUCCUCCAAGCAAAACGGGAAUACGAAGCAGAAGCAGUUCAUCGCAUUCAAAUCUAUUUUGCCGAUUCCCAUGGAAGCUGGCGUUGGACGGAUUCACGGCAUAAGCGUCCUAUGGGCUCUAUCGUGCUCAACCCAGGCGUCAAGGAGAUGCUUCUUGGUGACACGCGGGAUUUUUUGAAGUCGGAGCAGUGGUACGCUGACCGUGGCAUUCCCUUCCGCCGAGGCUAUCUUCUCCACGGUGUCCCCGGAUCCGGCAAAUCGUCGCUUAUACACGCUAUAGCAGGCGAGCUUAUGCUGGACAUUUACGUCGUGUCGCUCUCGUCCUCGUGGAUAAGCGACAGCACGUUGACGACGUUGAUGGGCCGUGUCCCGUCAAGGUGUAUUCUUCUUCUGGAAGACUUGGAUGCUGCCUUUACCAGAAGCGUGUCGAGGGACAAGAACUCGAGUGGUAACCCUGAAGGCAACAACAAUGAGGGUGACAAUGACCAGACCAAUACCACAACCCCAGCGGGCCCAUCCACGGGUCGAAGGAGGCACCAGAGAGACCAGCUAUCCGAUGUCAACACACUGAGUUUGAGUGGCUUGUUGAACGCACUAGAUGGUGUGGCGGCGGCAGAAGGCAGGCUCCUCUUUGCAACAACAAAUCACCUUGAGCGCCUCGACCCUGCACUUUCUCGACCGGGGCGUAUGGACGUCUGGAUAGAAUUCAAGAAUGCGUCCAAAUGGCAGGCUGAAGCGCUCUUCCGGAAUUUCUUCCCCUCAGUAGAAGAGCCUGCUGCAUCCUGCAAUGGCGUCCCCCCUCCGGGGCCCACGUUAAGUGACAUGGACGAAGCCGAGCUUGAAGGGAUUGACAUCCCAUCACCUCCACAGACCCCUAGCUCGGGCUCGUCGACGCUGUGGUCCCUCUCGCCUUCCUUUGCAUCGUCGACGUCUUCGCUACCUCCUUCGCCGAAGAACAAUGGUGGCGCUACGUCCAAAGGCAGCAAGGCGCUACCCCAGUUUGGGGCUAACAACCAAGCGUACCUGCCUCCGCCGGUAGAAGAGCACAUUGCAAGCAGUCAGCAUUCGGCGAAGCCGUUGGACGCCGCCAAGCUUGCUUUGCUGGCAAAGAGGUUCGCGGAUGCUAUCCCAGAGGAGGAGUUCAGUGUUGCGGCGUUGCAGGGGUACCUCCUCAAGCACAAGAGUAACCCUGACAAGGCGGCGGAUGAGGCGGCAGAGUGGGUUGUAAGCGAGCGGGAGAUGAAGGUGAGGUUGCAGGUGGAGAAGGAGAAACGGGAGAAGGAGGAGAAGGAACGUAAGGAUAAGAAGAAGAAGGAGAAGGAGGAUGAGAAAAAGAAGCAGCAGAAUCUGGAGAAGGACGAGCUGGAGAAGCUAAAGAAAGAGCUGAAGGAGAGGGAAGAGAGAGAUAAGGAGAGAGAGCAAGCUGCUGCUGCUGCUGAGACGGAGACGGAGCCGGCACCGGCGCCUGUGAUGCAAGAAGUCGUCGUUGCAGUGCCUACUCCCCCGCCGGAACCGGAGGCACCUGCACCUGAGCCUGCUGCUGUUGUCGUUGUCGAAGAUACCAACACCGAUUCUGACAGUGACAGCGACGAGGAGAACGUUCCCCCGGAACCCGCCGUCCAGACUGAUGCUGACGAGUGGGAUGCCGCCUGGACGUCGCCUCCGACGGGCAAGUGGGCGAAGCAUUGACUACACUCGGAAACGGACACUGACCUGGAAAAGGAACCUACUUUAACCCCCCUGCCAUUAACUGAUCUGCAUGCCAUCCAGCAUGUUCAUGUGUAUUAUCCCAUCAUCAUCCGGUUUUAUUUUCACCUGUACGCUAUCUUAUUGCACCUCAUCCCGCGAUAAACGUCCCACCCCACCGCACCCCACCCACCGCAUUUGUUGUCCAUAUUACAUAUAUCUGUCUCUGUUUUUUUAGCUUUCGGAUUCGUGUUCUUUGUGUAUGGUUUGUGUAUCUGUGAUGAAAAUAUAUUUGGUUCAACGACAAUGACCGAUAGUACGGGGUGCAGAUGCGU